AUGUCGUUACCACGUAGCCCGCCUCAGGGUUAUUUGGCGCCGUUACAACAAAGCAUGAGCGAUGAAGGAGUUGAAGGAAUAAACAGCGAAGGAGCUGGUGGAACAAGGAACGUGAGUUCGCCGGAGAUCAAUGCCACCAAGUUGGUUAAGUUACCUCAGCCAUUUUGGCGGGAAAUGCCCGCACACUGGUUCCAGAUUGCGGAGGCCGCAUUCGCAUUAAAUAAAAUCACCGGAGAUGACACCAAAUACCGGUACGUACUGACUAACCUGGAUCCGUCAAUAAUUCUAUUCAUUACAGAUAUCAUGAGCAAUCCGCCAGCGCAAGGCAAAUAUGAAGCUCUUAAAAAGAGAAUUAUAGAAUCGUUCGAUGAGUCACAAGAAUCUAAAUUAAGAAAAUUACUCAGAGGUCAAGAGAUGAACGAUAAAAAACCUUCACAUCUUCUUCAGCAUCUACGCAACUUAGCUGGAGGACAAUGUACAGACAACGUGGUGCGCAGCCUGUUUUUGGAACAACUGCCGGAGAGCGCGAGAGGAAUCCUAUCGAUAAGCCAAGUAAACGACUUAAAUCAAUUGGCGAUUCAAGCUGACAGAAUAAUCGAUAUCAUGAAGCCACAAAUAGCAGAAAUGCAUAAGGAGACACCGAAGAUUAACAGUGUAGACAGGUCAGUAGAAACACAAUUACAAGAACUGACCAAGAUGGUGCACAAGCUGUCAGUUGAGGUUAGUAGAGACAGGACGAGACAGAGAAGUAGAAGCAGACAUUUUCAACACAAAUCUAAGUCUAGAGAGCGAGAGAGUGUAGUCAGCAAUCGAACAGAUAACAACAACUACUGCUACUAUCACAAUAAAUUUGGAAACAAAUCGUUCAAGUGCCGUCAACCGUGUGCCUGGGAUAAGAAGACGCAGGAAAACUAA
Molecule: messenger RNA, 915 nt
Organism: Pseudomyrmex gracilis
Lineage: Eukaryota; Metazoa; Arthropoda; Insecta; Hymenoptera; Formicidae
Exons: 1
Coding region: 1-915 (304 amino acids)
Source: RefSeq, a predicted model, not a curated record